GUUUGCAACCGCCGACUAUCUGGCGUCGCAAGAAACCUUAUUUACGUAGAUAUAUUUACGUAGAUACGCUUGCACUUAAUAAUCCUGUAGUUGCAAGUUGUUCCCAAACUAUUUCCGAGUGAUUUUAUGCUACAAAAGAGUGAAGAGUGAAGCAGUGGUUCCAUCGGAUUGCCCACCGGUUUCUCCGUUCCGAGAAUUCUCGACGGCUUGUGUGGGGGAAAGGCGCGCGUAGGUCAAGAUUGGAGCUAUCAGGUGUCUAGGACAUGGAGGAGGAGCCUGUUGCCAUUGAAAAUGAUUGCCAGAUAAUUGUUUCUGACACAAUUGGUCAGAAGACGAAUGGCGUGGAUGACGAUAAGGCCCCAAAUCCGUUCAGCAGAUGCACUUAUCCGGGAUCUCGGGAUGGCGGCAUUCUGCAAACCUAUAGGGCAGAGAGGCUGCUCAUCGCUUUGGUACGCCGCCAGCCGCUAUUGUAUGACGCCCGGCAUCCGAAAUUCCGCGACGUCGCUCAAAGGGAGAAACAAUGGAAAAAAAUCGCCAGCCGCCUGGCAACGAAUGCGACCAACUGCAAGAGAUCCUGGUCGGCGCUGCGAUAUAAAUAUCAGCGCCAUGUUCGUCGUCUAAGAAACUUUCAUCGCAGUGCCAUCCAAAAAGAUCGGGCGGCCCUGCGUUGGCGUCCUUGCAUGGAAUACGAGGAAGAGAUGCGCUUCAUGUAUACCCAUGUGGCCAGAUUCCCACUGAUUGUCGACAAGAUUCCGACAGAGAUUCUUGAAAAAGAGCAUGUGGAUGAGAGCGAAACCCGGCCCGAUGUGGAGGUCAUAGAGAAUCCGCCAAUGGACAUCAUAGAUUUGGAUGUCGAGGAGGACCCCACCUAUAACUACCGUUGCAACAGGUUACAGCGUCGCCUCAUAGAGGCAGUCAGUGCCUAUCCCCUUCUGUACGAUAGCACGUGCACGGGCUAUCAGAACACACGACAUCGCUUUCUAAUCUGGAGUGCCAUUUCAAACGAAGUCCAUGACAAAGCCACCAAGCUGAUGAAGUGCUGGCUAAAGCUGCAGACUCGCUACGAAUGGGAGUUAAUCCAUCGCCCACGUCAUAUCGGCACUUCGGAGCUGUGUCGGUUGAUGGACUUCAUGGAACCGCACGUACAGCGCAUGCGCGGCACCGUAUGCAAGUCUUCCAAGUACCUGCAAAACGGUUGGCACGAGCCCAUUGAGAAUUUCCACACUGUGAUGGCGCUGAUCACCACGAUGCGCAACAUGCCAGAACUAGUUCAGCUGACGGAGGACUCCCUGCACAACAAGGUGAAACCGCCGCGCUACGACGAAUUCUGGCAGAAGGUCGGCAUGGAAGUGAUGUGUAGUCACGAGCACUGCGAGGUCACCUGGCUGGUGCUGCGCGCCUUUUACCACGAAUUGCAGGCCGUGCGCUCAUCCGGCUAUCAGCUGCAGGACAAGUGGUUCUUUGAGGGCUCCAUGGGUCUGGCCUUAACGCCAGUUACCUCUCGUUCCACGGCCCGUCCCGCACUAAAGCGGACAGCCAACGGCGCCAUACCAGUGGCGGGGGAGCCUCCGGCCAAAACACCGGUGCCGGUACGUAUGCCAUUGGCUAUUGUCUAUCCGUCCACCUCAAAAGGCAGCAGCACGAGCAUGACCAACAGUGCAAGCACUGCCACAAGCAUUGGCCCCACCUUCACCAAUGUUAGGAGGUCCUCUGGCCCAGUCAUUAACAACACAUCCACCGCCGCCGCCGCAACGAACAGCGUCAGUUCGAGUGUAUCGCCCGAUCAAGCUCUUCCCAAGUUUGUGAUUCCCAAAAUCACGUCCGCCAUCAGUGUGGGCUCGGGAUAUAUGAUACCCCUAAAGUUUGUGCCCAACGUACGAAUUUUGCCCAAGCCGGCGGCGACUAUGGGAACGGGCGUGUCCCCCAUCGCCACCACCAAUCAGAUGGCGGGCCCAAACGCAAAGCCGCCUGAAGUGCGUCCACAGAUAACGCAGGGUCCUGGCUUACAGGUUAAGCUCCAUACGAAGCCUCAAAUGGCCAGUAGACCGCAAAUGGCACCUGUAGUCCCCCGCACUGUAAUUCGAACAACGAAUCCAACCAAUCCAGCUCAAACUCAAGACAGGGUAUCCGGAGGGCCAAUGUCGACACUGGGUGAACUGCUUAGGCCACAAAAUCCAUCGCAAAUACGUUCACCAGCUCCGCAACAAACACUGCCAAAUUUUGUACCAAUAACAACAUCGAAUAUUACAGCUAAAAGCAAUCUGCCAACACCCACUGCGGCUCCAAUGGUACGAAUACACCAGCCGGGACUGAAAAGCGCUUGGGAUGGCAAAAGCAAUAGCGCUCCGUUCAGUAAGCCAAUAAGAUCACUAUUAACCACAUCUUCGCCUGCAGCUGCUCCUAUUGUAGCAACUGCGGAACCAGCGAGAGCAAAAAUAAUACCACCAAAGCCCAAAUUGCCAGCAACAACAUUAGUAAACCCCAAAAAAUAUCAACCAAUCGUACCGGUAGCAGUACUACCUACAGCAGCAACCAGGAUGGCCAAACCUGCAACAGAACCAGCAACUGAGCUGCCUGUAACUACGCCACCAAUCGCCACUGGACAAACAACUCGAGUCAUACGAAAAACACCAUUAUUUCCUACAUCUGCAACACAAGCUGCAUCUGACUCAUAUGCCACAAUACAGGGCACAUUAGCAAGCCAGGCUAAAGCUGUGGGAGCAGCAAUAUCAGCACCAGUGGUCAGACCAGCCAAAUUGCCGACAGUAGCCAAGGCAACAACAGCAUCGCAGUCAGAUAUAAAAGCAACUGCAGCCGCAUCCGCAACCCUAGGCAGUCAGCCGGAGAACUUGCCGCUUGGCAACAUAACCGUGUGUCUGCACGAGAGUGAUACCACUGGGAAUGAACUGCAAGUUUGGUGCGGAAAUCAGGGUACUCGCUUCAAUCUCAAUAUGAUUAGGACGACGACGUUGAUCCGCGAGGUGAUGGCUGUGCCGCAGCUGCACAAGGAAGAUCCACAGUUGGCGGCCAAGUGUGUUGAGUUCUGGCAUUUUAUCGCCAAGAAGUUUCACAUGCCAGAGGAAGCUUUGCGCGCAUGCUGGAAAUUCUUGGCGGCCAACAUGAGUGUGUUUCCAAAAAUUGCGCCGAUGUCGGAACUGAUGCGUCCGUUUAAGUACAGCGAAAAAGUGUGGGAAAAAUCGAAUCGCUUGUUUGGCAAAUUUGACGAGAUAGCGCUAAAAUACCAGUGGUUGAAUCACAAGAACGUGUUGCCGGAAGUAAUACGCUUCUUCGCGAAGUACGAGUACCUCUACUGCGAUUUACGCAGGCCGCGACCUGGCGAAGAUGCUCAAGCUCCGCCCCAGUUGACGAAUCAGGAGAAGCAGGAGGUGUGGCGGGAGGCCCGCCUUAAAUUCCCAAAUCUCAAUCAUCGGGAUAUUUGGUCAAUGUUUAAGUUCGCCUUCCGCACAUACCUGGAUGAUUUAGAGCGCGGCAUCGAUAAUCCCUGGCCGCAGAAUUGGUGGCAGGCACUGGAGCAACUCAGGUUUCUGGUCAAUGUGCGCUACCAUCCGCUCGAGCCCUACUACUAUAUAGUGCACAACAGGAUGUCAGAGGAGGUGAAGCGCUGCAAAAUGCACGAGGCUCUAACGUCCUCCGAUCAUAUCGAUAAGACCAAAUUUACACCGAGCAAACUUUUAACGGGCUUUUCCAAAGAACCCAAGCCAUGGGAGACGGAGGAGGCCAAGCGCUUGCUUACCGGCAAGUUGAAUAGCGUGAGAAGCACUGAAACUCUCACUCAAAUUGCUCCAGCUCCGGCUCUAGCUUUGGCACCCGAUGCCCAACCUAUUCCUGUACCUGAUGGCGUUUCCGUGUCCAAAAAGACAAGCGAAAGCAAGCCAGCGUCAAACGCCAACGUCAAGUCUCAUAAAGACAAGAAUAUCUCCACCGCCCAAAAGCGGCCGACCCCAGCGAGAAGUGUCACCUGUAACAAUCUAUCCCCCAUUGAGGCGUUUGAGUUGUGUAAGAAAUUGCGUAGCCAACCAAACAGCUUCGAGCGGGCGAGCACUCUGGACAAGCGAGCCGCCUGGGUUCGCGUAUCAAAGGAGUUGCAUGCCACAGUGACCGAAUGCCGCCUUGGUCUGCAGUACGCUCUGCGCGAGAUGCGCAAUCUGAAGAUCGCCGAUCCAAGCAAUCAAUGUACAAUGGGCCACAAGUACUUGCACCACAUGUCGGAAAUCUAUAAGCAGGUGAAGCCGAACGCCCAGCUGACAGUCCGCACGCCACAGCAGCUCAACCAGUUAAACGAAUCGCUUGCGAAGAACACUCAGGAAGUUAGCCCGCAGGAGUUCCUGCCUGAGAUCAAUUUGUCCACUUGCAGUCCGGAUCUCGUGGUGAAGAAUUGGGCCUACGCCGUCGGUAACUUGUCCACGGCCAGUCAGGAUACACUGCUCGGCAAGAUGACGCAGCUGUUCUCUAAAUACGCCAAGGUCAAUCCGCCACCGCCUUAGCUCUCGAAACUUUUGGCACACGUAGUUUAGUCAUACAUAUUCUCUGUAAGAACUUUCGCCGUACCAUUGACACCCUUCAUUGCCACAGAAUACAUCUUAUUUAUUAUUAAGUGCAUGAAAUUGCAAUAACUUUUUUUUUUUUUUUAAGAGCCCUCUAGAAUAACUUGAAUAAAUGGCCACAGUCAACUUUC
Molecule: messenger RNA, 4696 nt
Organism: Drosophila melanogaster (fruit fly)
Lineage: Eukaryota; Metazoa; Arthropoda; Insecta; Diptera; Drosophilidae
Gene: Hmr
Product: hybrid male rescue
Exons: 5
Coding region: 264-4505 (1413 amino acids)
Biological process (GO): regulation of DNA-templated transcription; DNA-templated transcription
Cellular component (GO): nucleus
Molecular function (GO): DNA binding
Source: RefSeq, marked reviewed